Messenger RNA from Trichobilharzia szidati, 1114 nucleotides. The record is from the annotation of a GenBank genome assembly. Lineage: Eukaryota; Metazoa; Platyhelminthes; Trematoda; Strigeidida; Schistosomatidae.
AUGCUUAAUCAAUAUCUUAUAUCACUACUAACUGCACAAUCGAGCUUCAUAAAUGAAUUAUCACCAACAGUUAGUCUGUGUAAUAUAGCUGAGAGAAUUCAUUCACAAACGCAUUGUUUAAAUUUAGCCUUAUGGUUAAUAUAUCGUGGUCAUGCAUUAAUUGUAUAUCCAAUUGUAGCCAAUAAUAUGUAUGUAUUGGCACCUCAUUCUAAAGCAUGGUUUACACCACAAUUGAUUGGCCAGUUUGCAACAUCCUUUCCAGAAGUCAAUUUGGCUGAGCUUUUAACAUCAUUUUCCACAACUUUUAUACUGAAAGAUCACUUUCAUCCGUCUAUUGGUAUUGCGGAUAAUCUUCAUUAUGAUGGAGAUUCAGAGAAUAAUAAUGCCAAUUGUUCUCGAAACAAACCGUCUAAAACUUCAUGGACAAAUUUACCAUUAACACAAAAAAUCAAUCUAAUAGCUUGGCUUCUUCGACGUCGUCUUAUCAUCCAAAUUCAUAUUUACAUAUUCCCAACAUUUCUAUCCAGUGUAAAUCAAAUGAAUUCGUUGCUUACUGACAGAAACAUUCCAAAUAAUUUAGAGAAUUUACAUAUAUCGUGCAAUGUCAACAAUACAACCUAUAGUAGCUGUAACAGUAGUAGUAGUGGUAGUAGUAAUAGUAGCGAAUAUGACAGUGAUGAAAUCACUCCUGAGUAUCAAGACAAUGAGAAUAAUAAAAAUCCCCAUAUGGAUUCUACCCUCCCAGAUUUAGAUGAAUUGUGUAAAAUGAUUCCCAAGGAUGUCUUACAUGAAUUAACUGAGAAUUUGCCUGUUGACUCACGACAAUCUUUACUCCACUCUAUUCUAAGUCAUCCUGGAGCUGUUCAAAAUAUUCAACUACUCAAGUUAUUCAGUAGAAUUUUACCGCAUUUACCAGCACACAUCGAGGAGAUUAUGUUUAAAGAGCAAGUGAAACGAUCUACACUGAUUGAAUGCAUCGAGAGAUUCUCUCCAUUCUUGGCGACUGCUAGACUUCCAGAUCCAGUAACUGCUUGUUUUGCUGGAAUACCAUGGCCUAAUUAAUUUUUUGCUUCGUCUCUGUCUCUAUACAAAUUGUAAACAGGAUGAAAAGGUC